Molecule: messenger RNA, 6984 nt
Organism: Mesitornis unicolor (brown roatelo)
Lineage: Eukaryota; Metazoa; Chordata; Aves; Mesitornithiformes; Mesitornithidae
Gene: CSPG4
Product: chondroitin sulfate proteoglycan 4
Exons: 9
Source: RefSeq, a predicted model, not a curated record
CCAGGGCUGUGCCUGACCCUCUUUCUUCUCUCCCCAGCCUCCUUCUUUGGGGACAGCUACGUGGAGAUGCCGCUGGCGGAUGCCUCGCGGACCGUGCGGCUGCACCUGCAGUUCUACACCAGCCAGGGCAAUGGGCUGCUCUUCCUUGCCGCUGGCCAGCCUGACCACCUCCUGCUCCAGCUGCGAGCCGGCAGCCUGCAGGCCAGGCUGCGGCUGGGCUUGGAGGAGGUGAUGCUGCAGUCCCCAGCAGGGCUGCAGCUCAACAACCUGGUGGUGCAUGACGUGGAGCUGCUGGUGGAAGACAGCAGGAUGAUGCUGACCAUCGAUGGCCUCUUCAACAGCUCCACGGACAUCUCAGGACCCAUACGGGAGCUGGACAUCCAGUACGGCCUCUACGCCGGUGGGACAGGCAGCCUUGACCUGCCGUACCUCUCCGAGGCCAGCUCGCCCUUCAGAGGUUGCCUCCAUUUAGUGACAUUCAAUGGCCUGGAUGUCCUCUCCCCCCCGUCCUCUGAUGGCAGCUCCAAGAUCUUCCACCAGGUCCAGGAAGGGUGCAGCACCCAGUUCUCUGCAGAGCCCGAGGACCCCUUUGGGUUCGUGGGGCCACACUCCUACAUCGCGUUUCCCACGUGGGAUGCAAGGGAGGAAGCAACAAUCGAAUUCGUGAUAACGACAAGCAUCACCCAGGCACCCCUCAUCUACCACACAGGGCUGGAGAAUGACUUCUUCUACCUGGAGAUCUCCAAUGGGCGCCUGAGAGGGUUUGUUGAGAAGGGGAACGGCAUCAUUGUCCUGCACAACAAUGUCUUCAUCAGCGAUGAACAGCAGCACUAUGUCAAAGUCUACAUGAACACCCACAAGUUUGAGAUCCUGAUUGAUUACUACGCCUCAUCCACAUCCAACCGGGGCAUCAACAACUAUCUGGACCUUCAGGGAAACCUCUUCAUUGGAGGUAUGAACGAAAAAGCUUUGCAAAGGCUGAGGGAGCACCAUCUUGCUUUCAUGUCAGCAUGGACCAUGACCAACAGCUCGUUUGUUGGCUGCUUGGAGGACCUGCGGAUAAACCUGCAGAGGAGGAGUCUGCAAGAUGCUGUGAUCACGAAGGACAUCACAGCAGGCUGUGGAAAGCAGGACCACUACUGGGACUAUGAGGAGGUGUAUGAGCAGGAUGAAGCACCCACCUCCCCACCUCCAGAUGUCUGGUUGGGAGCACCAGGGCUGGUGGUAGAACCAUGCCAGCCAGACAACAGCUUCCCGCCCGCCUUCGCCAACAUCAGCAGGCUGCUGCACGUCAGCCCCCUCAUCGUCUCUGAGGGGGGCAUGGCCUAUCUGGAGUGGAAGCACGCCCAACCAACAGUAGACUUGAGCCUUGCAAACAUCCGGCAGUCCCAAAUCCUCUUUAGCAUCACCAAUGACCCAAGGCAUGGCCAGCUGGAGCUAGACAUUCCCGGAUCCAGGAGCAGAAGGAAGUUCACCUUGUUGGACAUUGUGAAUCGGAAAGUCAGAUACAUCCACGAUGGCUCCGAGGGGCCCAUGGACCAGCUGAUGCUGGAGGUGACAGUGACUGCCCAGCAAGGGGUCCCCGAGUGCUUACGGCAAGGGCAGAUGUACCUGCUGCCCAUCAUGAUCAACCCCAUCAACGAUGCCCCACAGGUGAUCUUUCCCCACGGGAACCACAUGACAGUCCUGAAGCACACGCGGAAGCACCUGACCACAGACAUCCUGCAGGUCCUAGAUGAUGACACAUCCUGUGAUGACCUCGAAUUCCAGCUGCACAGUGACCAGCAUAUAGAGGAGGGUUACGUGGAAUAUGACUUCCACCCUGGAGUGCCCAUCGAAGAGUUCUCUUGCAGGGACCUGGAAGCAGGCAACAUCAUCUAUGUGCACCAGAGUGGGACAAACUUACAGCUCACCUUGCAGGUGAGCGACGGCACAGUCCCAAGCCCCAUUGCCACCUUGAGGAUCCUCGCCAUAGACCCUGACAUCCGCCUGCACAACAACACCGGCCUCUCCAUCUCCCAGGGAGGGGCUGCAAGCAUUACCACGGCCAACCUGUCAGUGGAGACAAACGCUGAGAAACAACAGGUCGCCAUUCUGUACAUCUUCACGGAGCCUCUAAGGUAUGGUGAGGUCCAGAAGCAAGGGAGCAUGGGAGGAGAAUGGAAAAAAGUUGAGUCCUUCCACCAGCAAGAUCUGGAGCAAGGGCGCAUCCAGUAUUUCAGCACAGACCAGGAGCACCGGCUGGAAGACGUCACAGAGAAGCUGAGAUUUGACGUCCAGGUGGGGCAGAAGGUCUUGCAAAACAACACCUUUCUCAUAAGGAUUAAAAGAGCCACCAUUAAGAUGAGGACCAUGGUCCCUCUGCAGAUGAAGAACAAGCGGCACAGAAAUAUCACUAGUAAGGAGCUGGAGGCAAUGUUGGAGGAUCCAAACUCUGCCCCAGGCCCCUUCCACUACGUGAUCAUCCAGGCUCCCAAAAAGGGAAACCUGGAGCUGCUUGGCAACAGGUUGACAGAAGGCUUUGGAUUUACCCAAGAUGACCUGCAAAGAAACCACCUGAGCUACACCGCAACCAUCAGGAACUCUCAGCAAGCCGAGGACACCUUCCAGUUUCGUGUCCAUGCUGGUGAGCAGCACUCCCCUGUCUACACCUACACAAUCGGCAUUGGUGGGGACCCUGAUGCACCAGUUCUGACCAACAUCCUCCUGACCGUGCCAGAAGGGGGCCAAGCCAUCAUCUCCAAGGACCACUUGUUUGUACAGAGCAUGAACAGCAUGGACUACCUCUACGAAGUGAUUGAGGGGCCAGUACACGGGAGACUGGCCUGGGCUGCGUCCCAUGGCUGGGCCUCCAGAGAGGAGAUCAUGGAGUUCACCAAUGAUGACAUCCUCCACCGCCGGCUGCUGUACCAGCACGACGACUCCGAGACGCUGGAGGACGACAUCCCCUUUGUAGCAAUCAGGCAAGGCGAGGGCAGCACCGAGUCCGAUGCGGAGGAGGUGAGAGGUGUUUUCAGGGUCUCCAUCCAACCCGUCAAUGACCACACCCCAGUGCAAGUAGUGAACAAGGUCUUCAAUGUGGUGCGCAAUGGGCAGCACCUGCUGACAACAGAGGACAUCGCCUUCACUGACAAGGACUCUGGCUUCUCCGACACACAGCUGGUGUUGGUGAGGAAGGACAUUUUGUUUGGCAGCAUUGUAUCUGUCGAUGACAGAAGCCACCAGGUCUAUCGGUUCACACAGGAUGACCUGAGGAAGAAGAAGAUCCUUUUUGUCCAUUCAGGGGCUGACCGGGGCUGGAUCCAGCUACAGGUCUCAGAUGGCCUCCACCAAACCACAGCCCUCCUGGAAGUACAGGCAUCAGACCCCUACAUCAAAAUAGUCAACAACACCGGUCUAGUCAUCCACCAGGGGAGCCAAGGGAGCAUUGACUCAUCUGUCCUCAGCCUGGAGACCAACAUGGACAUCAGGUCAGAUGAAGAGAUACGGUUCCUGAUAACAACCCCACCAAGGUGGGGAACUGUGCUGAGAGGGGAGCAGCCAGUCAUGGCCUUCUCCCAAAGGGACCUGUUAGCAGGAGAGAUCUCCUACCGCCACAACGGGAGCAGGAACAUCAGAGAUGAGCUUCAGUUCACUGUAGAAGCAAACGAGGUGGCAGUGGAGGACACACUGGCCAUCAGUGUGUUCUUGGACACCCAUCCCAGCCCCCUGCACCUAGUCAACCACAAAGAGAUCCAUGUCUUCCAGGGAGAAGCAGCUGGGAUCAAGGAGGAGUACUUACUGGUGACCCAUGAAGAGAUUCCUCCCCAAGACAUAGUCUACCUGGUGAGCAGCCUGCCGACCUCCGGCUUCCUGGCCAUGCUUCAGGACAGUCAAGACUCAAACGAGCAGCCCAGCCUGGACCCCAUCCAGUCCUUCACCCAGGAGGACAUCAACAACGGCAGAGUCCUCUACCUCCACUCCAAGCCAGAGGAGGAGCGUGACCGGUUUGUCGUGGACAUCACAGCCAGCAGUGCGGACCCACUGGAGGGGGUGGUGGUGAGCCUAAUUGUGCUCCCCAUCGCCAUCCCCCUGGAUGUCCACAACAUCACGGUGACAGGAGGCGGCUCUGCUACCCUCUCCACAGGCAUCCUCAACAUCCCCAACACCUACUUCACUGCUCUUGGUGUGGAGUUCAAGGUGCUCGAGCCUCCCCGGUUCGGCACCCUUCUAAACAGCAAGCACCCCGGGCACGGAGCUCUGCACAGCUUCACCUGGAGCCAGGUGGAGAACCAGCAGAUCCAGUACCGGCAGGACGGCCUGCGGACCCAGCUGCGGGAAGGCACCACGGCUGCCAUUGGCCCCCACAUCCUAAGCGCCGACGAUGAGGACUCGCCGGCAGAGGAGGUGAUCUACUCCAUCCAGCCCCCAGCCAAUGGGAAGGUGGUGCUGCGGUCAGCACCCGGUGCUGAGGUCCGGCAGUUCACCCAGGCCCAGAUAAACGACGGCCUCGUCCUCUUCAUGCAUCAAGGUAGGGCAGGCCUGACACCCUGGUCCACACCAUGCCAGGUUAAUGGGGAGGCUGCAGCCCCUUCUGCACCCCCAUAAGUGCCCAGCUCUGUGCUUUCUGCAGGGCUCUUGGAUGGGGGCUUCGCCUUCGACCUGUGGGAUGGUGAGAACCUGUCUCCUGGACACUUCUUCCUCAUCAGGGCCCAGAGAGAGACCCUCAUCAGCCUGGCCAAAAAGGAGAGCCUCACUGUCUGCCCAGGUGCCCUGCAGCCCAUCACCACCCAGAACCUGCAGGCAGUGAGCAACAGUCCCGCUGGCUCCACCGUCCUGUACUACAGCAUCGAGCAAGCCCCACGCCUGGGCAGGCUCAGCACCUCCCGCGGGGAGGAAAUCAGGAACUUCACCCAAGCCCAGGUGGACAACGGGUUGAUUUUCUACCAGCAUGAGAUGCCAGAGAAGCCCUUCUGGCUCACCCAAGAUGCCGUCCGCUUCCAUGUGGUCACUCCCACAGCCAUCUCCAAUUCCUUCAUCCUCCUCGUGCUGAUCUCCUUCGAGGCCAGGUGUCCCCAGCGCUCGACUCAGCUAUGGAGAAAUGCAGGUCUCCAGCUUGCAAGGGCUCAACGUGCUGAGAUCAGCACCUCGGUGCUGGAUGCCUCCAACCUCCUAAGCCAGAUCCCGGUCCCCGGCAGGGCUGCACACGAUGUUGUCUUCCUGGUGACGGAGCUGCCGGCUCAUGGGGAGCUCUUGGUGGCUGGUGCGCCCCUGGAGCAGUCACAGCCGUUCUUCCUGCAGUCAGACCUGGCCACCGGACGCCUGGUGUAUGCCCAUGGUGGAGACGGUGUCUCUGAAGACCGUUUCAGUUUUAAGGCCUGGCUCUGGCCCCGGGUGCAGCAGUCCAUCCGUCUUCCACAGGAAGGGGUGGUCAUCUCUGAAACUUUCAAUAUAACAGUAGCCAGCAGCAGCAAGCCACCGCAGGUGGUGAGACGGCAAGAAGUGCUGCGGGUCUCACCUGGCUCCAUGGUGACCCUGUCCCAGGAAUACCUGGAUGUGGCAGACCCAUCACGUUCCCCAGAGGCGAUGGUGUACAGCAUCCUCCAGAGACCCCUCACUGGCCACCUGGCCAAUGCACGCAACCCACGGAAGCCUGUCCACCGCUUCACCCAAGCAGAUGUCAACGCAGGCCACGUGGUGUUUGUUGCCACCGGAAGCCAUGCACAAGAGUCCUUAGCCCUGAGCCUCUUCGAUGGCCACCACCCGCCCACCUUGACCUCACUGGAGAUUGAGGUGCUGCCUGCCGUGAGCACCACUGCCAGCCCAGUGCUGCUGGAGGUGCCCCAGGACCUGAACAGGGCCUCCAUGUCCCAUGACCACCUCCUGGGAGGUGCACCGCUGGGGUCAGGCAAUGUCCUGUACAGGAUCACCAGGGACCCAAGGUUUGGCCAAGUGCAGGUCAACCAAAAGCCAGCACGGGGCUUCUCACAGAAGCAGCUGGACCGUGGGGAAGUGAUGUUCACCUUCACUGACCUCACCUCUCCCGAGGACAGCUUCCAGUUCCUUGCCAUGUCACGAGCAGCCAACAGGAGCAGGGUGGUGAACGUGACCGUCCGCGCCUUGGUGAAGGCUCGGCCAGGCAGCGUGUGGCCCAGGGGCACCACAGCCCUCCUGGACACCAGCGUCCUCGAUGCCAGCGAGCUGGCCAACCGCACCAAGAGUGUCCCAGUCUUUAAAAUCCGUAGUGCGCCUCAGGGCAGCCGUCUCGUGCGGAUCUCCAGGGACCCUGGGCAACCCAUCACCCCCAUUGAGACCUUCAGCCAGAGAGAGCUGGAGCAAGGACUGGUCGGGCUGGAGGUGCUGGAUGCUGAGGAGACUGACCAACCCCUGCAGAGCGACAGCUUCGUUUUUGAGCUGGCGGCUGCCGGUGUGCCACCAGCGCUGGCAUCCCUGGGCUACAGCAUUGAGCCCUACAAUGCCUCGAAAGCCUACAGUGUCACUCUGCUCACAGCCCCCCUGGCACCCUCGUCCCCAGCACCCCAGGACACAGCAUGGAGCAGCCCCAACGCCAGCGAGCUGGGGAUGCCUCCCACCACCUGGCCGAGCCCUGGUGCCACCACCAGCCCCGUGGAGGGGGCCACCUUCCUCAGCUUCAUCGAGGCCAACAUGUUCAGCAUCAUCAUCCCCAUCUGCCUCAUCUUCCUCCUGCUGGCUCUCAUCCUGCCCCUGCUCUUCUACCUGCACAAGCGCAACAAGACAGGGAAGCACCACGUCCAGGGCACCCCCUCCUCCAAGGCCAAAAAUGGGGCUGUGCCGGACCAGGAGACUUUCCGGAGAAUGGACCCCAACCAAGGCAUCCCCCUAACGACUGUCAACUCCCUGGAGGGCAAGGGCACAGGUCCUCCGCCCCAGGGCACAGGGCCGGGGCCCCCGCCAGACCCCGAGCUCCUCCAGUACUGCCGGACUUCCAACCCCCCCUUGAAAAACAACCAGUACUGGGUGUGA